AUGGGUUUAACGGCAACUACACUACUAUUUGUCUCCAUUUUUAUUUCUUGGUGGAUUGUUGGAGGAUCUGUAGCACUCCCCCCAAAUGUGACAGUUCCUGCACUACUGGUGCUCGGAGACUCUAUUGUUGACACCGGCAAUAAUAACAAUCUAAAACUGACAUUGGUAAAGUGCAAUUUUUCUCCAUAUGGCCAAGAUCUUAAUGGUGGAGUUGCAACAGGAAGGUUUACUAAUUCAAAAACACCCGGGGACCUUCUAGUCACAGAGUUCGGAAUUAAGGAACUAUUGCCGGCAUACUUGGAUCCUAAUCUACAGAGUAAAGAUCUUCUGACGGGAGUUAGUUUUGCUUCAGGAGGAACCGGUUAUGAUCCACAGACAUCUACGUUAAUGGAUGUUAUAUCAAUGGAAGAUCAGUUAAAAAUGUUAAAAGAGUACAUUGAAAAGCUGAAAAGUAUCGUAGGAGAAGACAAGACGAGCUACAUAAUAAACAAUAGUGUGUUCUUAAUGGUAGCUAGCAGCAAUGAUCUUGCCAUUACUUAUUUUACUGCUGGACUAAGAAGAUUUCAGUAUGAUGUUCCUUCCUAUGCCGAUUUUUUGGUUUCCAAAUGCUCUAAUAUCAUAAAGGAAUUAUAUGACCUAGGAGCGCGAAGAGUGGCAGUUUUCGGUGCCCCUCCCAUAGGAUGUUUGCCGGUCCAGAGAACUCUAGCCGGAGGACUGUCUAGAAAAUGUGUAGAUGAAGACAAUGACGCAGCGAAGCUUUACAACACAAAACUUUCAUCAGAACUUGAUUUUCUCUCCAAAACUCUUUCUCAAUCCAAUGUGGCCUACAUUGAUAUCUACAAUCCUCUGUUUGACAUCAUCCAGAACCCACAAACUUAUGGAUUUCAUACUGUGGAUAAAGGUUGCUGCGGUACAGGAGACGUAGAGACAGUAUUUUUAUGCAAUAAAUAUAGCAAAACAUGCCCAGAACAUGCAAAGUUUCUGUUCUGGGAUAGUAUUCAUCCCACGGAAGCAGGGUAUAAAAUCCUCGUCGAUCGUGUUGUACGAGAAAACAUUCAUAAGAUACUAGGUGGUGGGUAA
Daucus carota subsp. sativus is the source of this 1080-nucleotide messenger RNA. RefSeq names its product GDSL esterase/lipase EXL3. Gene Ontology annotation, molecular function: lipase activity. Lineage: Eukaryota; Viridiplantae; Streptophyta; Magnoliopsida; Apiales; Apiaceae. Gene Ontology annotation, biological process: lipid metabolic process. Gene Ontology annotation, cellular component: extracellular region. Bases 1 to 1080 code for a protein of 359 amino acids. The transcript is spliced from 5 exons. The record is from RefSeq and is a predicted model, not a curated record.